CCUCACAGUAUGCAUUUCUGUUUAUAUCUUUGGUUAUAUAUUGGAGCCCUGGUGGCACAGUGGUUAAGAGUUCGGCUGCUAACCAAAAGCCUGGCAGUUCGAAUCCACCAGCCACUUCUCGGAAACCCUACCGGGCAGUUCUAUUCUGUCCUAGGGGAUUGCUAUGAGUUGGAAUUGACUCGAUGACAAUGGGCUGUGUUUAUGUGCUUCUCUAUUAUUAAAGUUAUUGCAAAUAUGGUGUUUCCAUAAGCUCUGUCUUUCCAGUGAAUUACCAGAUCUAAAGGAAGUAGUGGAGCUGGCUAGUCUAAAGUGGAGGUAACAAGUGAACUUCUGAGUUUAAAGACUAGGACCCUGAAGGGUUAAAGGAAAGCCCUGAAGUUUGGGGCUGGGUGGUCUGGAGCUCAGGGAGUUAUAUGGACCACUGUGUUGAAGCUGGCACCCUUUGAUCUAGCCCCAGAUGGCUAGGGAUGAGAUUACCUAGCCUUAAAUGUCUAGAGAUGAGCUAAAAGGGCUGCAUGGGUAGCUGGGGUCUUAACUAGCCAGGAAACGGAAGCCAAGAUUUCCAAACAAUGCAUGUGGAGUGGGAUAUGAUAUCCACCAUACAAUUUGGCAUCAGAGAUGCAUGAUCUUGGUGUCCCUGGACUGGUUUGUACAAUUGGUGCAGUGAGCAGGGUGAGAUGACUUGAUUGCAAAAUUCCCUACUCUUAGAUGCAGUAACUAACGACAACAAAAUUACUUCAGUAUUCAUGAAUUUAAUCAACCUGAGUGCGUACGUCUUUAAUUUAAAAUACUUAGUAAUGCUUGUUAUUUCUGUACCUAUCUUUAUAAUGGUUGUUCAUCUUGAAGUACUUGAUUUUUUGGUGAUAUUUUUAUAGAAAUUGUUUCUUAAAUUUCCAGCUAUAAUUACACUAGCAUACUUCAUUGUCAUCCCAUGUUUGUUGAAAAAAUUGUAUUACCUAGUUCCAAAAUCCACUUUGUUCUACAGACUUGGCAUGUGUUCAUUUACGUGAUGGAUCUAAUAUGGCUAGAAUAUUGCCAGGGAGUCAGAAGUUCAGGUCAAGAAGUUUCGUCUACUUCUAAUCAGGAUAAUGAGGAUAACAACGGUUUGGAGGAAGUUUGCUAUACCAUUAUUCAUCAUAGCCGCUAUCAAACGUCCUCCCUGAGCUCCAACGAUGAUGGUUAUGAGAACAUUGACUCCAACACAAACAGAGUGAGAGAAUUCAGAGAUGGGUCGGCAACAGAAUAUGCCCUUCUCAGGACAGCUUGUGUUUCCAGACGUUCUUCCUGCACCCACGAGCCUGAUUAUGAACUUGUGCUGCCUUACUAGAAAUCCUCAUGCUGACUGGCCAUCUUGCAUGUAACAAAGGUGAUAAAGAAUGAGGAGAUCCAGGGGAGUCUUCUCUCUCAGCUGCUCCUGAAACAUCCACUCCUGGUUAGAGGUUAGACAUGACAUAAGUGUACAGUACUAACCUGGGCAAUUCUGAAAUAUGACAUCUCUGUGGUGUAGGUCAAACUAUAUAAAUUGACAUGAUGACAUAGAAUAUUCUGCAUACUUUUGUUUGUAAGAUUUGAGGUCAUGAAGAUAAUAGAAAGCCUUCUUAGAUCAAGAAGCAUCUAUAGAUGUAUAUUCUAGAAUCUUCCAUCCCCGUUUUAUGCUCUCCCAAUUUUGAAUGCAACAUCUCCACCCCCACUUAUCUAUUUUAUUUUUGAGGUAUAGUCCACUCAAUAAACUUUUUCGUAUUCAGUAAUUAAUUUUUUGAGUAAGGAUUCUUUUAUUCAGCAUAUCAUUUUUGAGAUUCAUCCACAUUUAAUCUUAUAUCAAUAAUUUGCACCUUUUUAUUGUUGAGUAGUGUACUGUUGUUUGGAUAUGCCAUAAUUGGUUGAUAUAAUUAUAUGUUGAUGAACAUGUGGGGUAUUUACAGUUUUUGAUGUUAUGAAUAAAACUGCUAUGAAUAUUCUUGAAUAUCCUGCAUUGUGUGGUUGUU
Molecule: messenger RNA, 1985 nt
Organism: Trichechus manatus latirostris (Florida manatee)
Lineage: Eukaryota; Metazoa; Chordata; Mammalia; Sirenia; Trichechidae
Gene: GCSAML
Product: germinal center associated signaling and motility like
Exons: 3
Coding region: 932-1327 (131 amino acids)
Biological process (GO): regulation of lymphocyte migration; regulation of B cell receptor signaling pathway
Source: RefSeq, a predicted model, not a curated record